Messenger RNA from Spirometra erinaceieuropaei, 7356 nucleotides. The record is from the annotation of a GenBank genome assembly. NCBI's taxonomy places the organism in Eukaryota, Metazoa, Platyhelminthes, Cestoda, Diphyllobothriidea, Diphyllobothriidae.
AUGCCAGCCACCUGCGUAAAAUUACCCGUCCCAGUGCCCGCCAUCCUCCUCGCCCCCCUGAUACUGACGGUAAUUUUGUUUUUCACCUCACCCACCCAGACCCUCCCCUGCCCCCAAACCCCAGCUACAGAAAAACUUCUGCUUGCCUGCAUUUUCUUUUUAAUCACUUCGAUAGCAAUAUAAAUGUAUAGGCCUGAUGAGAAAUUAUCGAAAGCUUACGUUUGUUCGCCAAAUUGUCUUUUGAAUUUUUCAAUGGGAAUUUUUGCAACUCUAAUUUACUUAAACUGUAAAACAUGCAACAUAUUCAGAGGGCUUAGCAACCUUCCAGCAGGAUGACGAAAAACUGGGCAGAGACUUAUGACAUGAAAACAAGAACGAUGACCACAAACCUUUCGAUAAAUAGCAGCCAUCAGGGCUGACUUCGCCGAAAGUGCAGCCGAGAAGCCCACGUAGAAGCCCUGGUUAAACAGGAAUGAACUGAUAAAGGUGCCGAGGAAGAAUCCACUGGCCAAGACAUAACCGUACCAGUUGGGGUAGGUGGACUCACUGGCGAGAAAGCGUAGCAGGGCACUGGAAGUCCAUUGAGAAAAACCAGAGUAAGUUAGUAGGCUGGGAAAAGGUUUAAGAGAAAAUCCAAAAAAACGAAUCGGUAAUUUAAUGGCAGGAGGUCAUGGGGGGCUGUUUGAGACUAAAACAAUCGGUAGCCGCGUACCCUAUCAAUUCUGAUCUAAUAUGUCUCUCACUUUGCCCUUAAUGACGAAUUUUAACAGCAGCUGCGGCUGACAAGAUCAUCGGAUGUCUGUUGCGGGCGUUGGAGCUGUAAUUCUUGCAAAUGGAGAGCCAGUAUGAUGUCAGAUUUAUGUUGGGUUAGUAGCCAACUUCCUUAAUUUACUGUUGCUUGUUCACAUUGUGCGUGUUGACACCCCCGACAAAAUGAUCUUAGUUUUAAGAAAACCCCAUAUGAGCCUAACGUAGUCCAGUUAACAAUGACUCCAGAGAGGGAAAACAUCCAAGAAGAGACCGAAUGUGCCAUCCAGUUUCCUCAUGGUGUAGGAGAUGCCUUCAGGCUGUGUCGAUCGCCUUGCUUCCGAUUUGCCUAAAUUAAUGGCUAUCACUACGGCUAGUUUACUGGAGUACGCAGUUUACGAGAUGACGAAUAGACAUACCCAACUCCCUGCUGUGCAUCACCAUUUCGUCUGUAUCCAAAACCCAGUUAAGAUGCCCUCAAGGCUGUGAGCCAUUAAAAGCCGUUCAUAUUUCGCCUCGAUGUAUUUAAUUACUUCAACAGUCAGUAUCCCUCUAGCGCUCCACAAUCAACUAUUCUAUCACCAACACUUCUUCCGUGGCCUUCGGUAGACGUGACAAGUAGUAUCUCAAAUCCCCAAGCCCAUGCUGUUUAGAGGACGUAAGCGAAAAGAGUCAAGUUCUUUGUCCAGAAGUUUUUGGUUAGCGAAAGUCCACGUGGACGACUUACGUAAUGGCUCAAAGGAGUAAAAGGUUUCUAUGCAUAUCAAUAAUAAUAUAGAUUGAUUGAUGAUGACAUUCAACCACCUGCCACGAGAAUGCGGAUGUCGAACUGUACAGGAGGAUAUAUGAAGGAAAAGGCAUUCUCACAAGUCAGGCAUUGGCGACGACUAAUCCUGCAAGCUGUUGCUGCUCGCCCUAUCAACUGCACACUGUCUAAAGAAUAAACAAGAUACGUGCAUCCAAUCGCAUCCAGAAUACUCUCAGUCUCCAGACCUGAAUUCUGCUAAAAAGUUUAGGACUGCCGAAGCGACCGGAAAUAUACACGCACUACCAUCCACAGAGUAAUGCCCUUCGUCGAUGACACAAACAACGGCAACUGACGCUUCCAGUGAUUUCUAUCUCCUCUAACCUGUGUGCUGACAAGCAAACGUAGCACGAAGUAAGUCAUCAGUAAAAUAAGUAAUACAAGAAUUUAAAAACACACACAGAUUUUACCUCAAGAGAAGAGGACUCGUGUAGACGGUGAAAACGCGGAUAAAGUGACAGAUCCAGCAAACCAUGAGCCUCGGACCGAAGGCCCUACAUAUGCUUUUCACCAAUAAAAAGGCGUACUGACGGCCCUCGGGGUGGAUGUGAUCAACCUCCUUAUUUGCGUCCGAAAGCUCCACUUGCGAUACGUCGCCAUCGUCCCCACCCGGACAGAGUGCCAGGGUUGAUGAAAUCGCCUGUGUCUCCGACAACAGUGACUGGUUUGAAUCGUCUUGGUCGUUGUUGCUGGUGGUGCGGUUGGAGGUCUGAGCUGGCCUUUCCACAUCAGCAGUGUCGCUGGUGGUGAAACAUCACCCACCGAAGGCGUAAAAAGACAUGCAAAAUGAGUAUGCCCAAAAUAUGAAAUGUCGGAAAAAUAUUACUAUUAUUGGUCGCACGAGUCGGCGCUUAUCCAAGAGAAUACGCGAACACCUCCCGGCAUGGCUGGGAAAAGGCGAAACGAGGAGUAUAAGCAGCGCAAAUCUCGCGCAUGUUGUCGAUUCCGGACAUCGUGUGGACCCCAACGAAGCUUUUCGUGCGAUUUACGAGGUCCCAUCGAGCUACCCUAAGCUACUAGGCCAGCGCCUGUUAGCGACAGCGGAAGCGGCCGCCAUUGGGUUACUAAAGCCAAUCUUAUGCGCACAGAAGAACCACGUUCAGGCUCCGCGCCUACAGUGGUCGAAGGUCUACUAACGGUGCAACUCCCCCGCGCACUUCCGCCCUCAACCCGCCCCUCACAAUGACUACUAUUACCCUCCCCCCCCCCUUCCCCCACAUUCCCCCACCCCGCCUGCGUUUUAAGAACUUUUAUCGAUUUCUCUUAUCGCUGACCUGUUUUACCUCUACCCCGUUCUGUACUGGCCCGACGAGAAUUUAGCGAAAGCUACGUAUGUUCGCCACCUCGUCUUCUGAUUACUGCUAUGGGAAUUUUCGCAACUCCAAUAUUCAUCAAAAUUAAACGUAGAUAAGGUAGAUGUGGAAUCUCGUGAAACGUUAAUCGAAAUUCUGAAAUGCGUUUUCGAUUCAGAAAUGUUACUUAAUUAGGGUUGUAACAUUCGUUCUUUUGGAGCAUAAUCCCAACAUAUAUCAGUCACGUCGGGGAGCUGGCUUCAGAAUGCUCGCAUUCCUGACCGCCUGCGUAAACUGCACUGUACAUGUUUUGAUUGAUUUCCCGUGCACUUAUAAAUUCAAAAAUAUUUUAUGGAAAACAUGGCAGAAACAUUUAUUCCAGCUGCCAUUCAGAAAAAAUAAGUCUAUCUUAAAUGUUAUGCUUGCUUAGAGGAAAUCGUUCGGUUUUUAGAAGGGUGGAGUAGCAAAAGUUAUAAAGCCAGUAAAAGUCAGUAGGGGGUAAGGGGGUUUGGGGGAGGCGUUCAGAGGUCAGGAGUCAGAGUAUAAUUCUGUUAGGGGUUUGAAGAGGGGGAUGGGAAAGGUGUCUGGCUAUCAGCUGUCCCUGCCUUAUAGCUGUAACUCGACGCGACAGAUGUAAACACACGAAGAGCAUCAAUGAAAAUGACAUUUUAAAGCAGUAUUGCCUAUCUUCCGUGCAUUCUGUCCCUUGUCUUUAUGGCACGUAAAAUGAACAGGAAAGAAAUCUGAAAUUUUAGAAAAAAAUUGUUAUUUGUUAAAAUUAAACAUAGAUAAAGUAGAUGUGCUAUCUCAGGAGAUGUUAACCGUAAUUAUGAAAUGCGUCUCCGACUCGAAAGCAUUACUUAAAUAAUAUUAUUAUCUUCAUACUCGUGCAGCACGUGUACACGUGGCAUUCGGACGUAAAAACUACACACCGAAAGCUGAAGACUUAAAGGGUUUACUAUUUUCCCACAGAAUUCCCAUGUGCUGAUAAAUCCAAAUAAUGAUAUCCUCUUUAAAUGUGAUAUUUGAAGAAACAGUACCUUUCGGUCUUGUAAGACUUUUUCAGUUUUAAAUAAUUUAGAACCCGACCUGUCAUUACACUUGCGCUGUGAGUUCCCAAAGUACAAGCUGUAUGCUUUCCGUACAGGAAAAAUCAUACAUCCGACUCAUAAAGUUUUACCAUGAACAUAAGGCUUUACGAAUCGGCAUAUAACGGUCUAAGAAAACCGGAUGAUUAUGAACUUCUUUAAAGCUGAAAAAUAUCCUUACCUUAAACAACAUUUGAAGGAGAUGUAAUUUUCUACCCGAUGAACAAAAAACAGACACUCCUAUGCUUGUUUUCUACAAAAUAUAUUCGAAUUUGUAAAAAAUGAAAACAUUUACUACUUAAGCAGUAAUUUUUUUACGGAAUGUAGUUCUUACAAGCGACCAGAAAGGAGUGCAUUUUAAAGUUGGUACCCUGACGUGACUUCAGCACCCUGAGAUGAUGUUGCAUGAGGGUGGAAAUUACAAUAUUUUAAAAUGAUAUUUUCAAAUCAAAAGCGCAUUUCCGAAAUCCGACAACUACUUCAUGAGAUAGCAUUUCUACUGUAUAUAUAUAUAUAUAUAUAUGUGUUGGAUAAUCUCAAUGGGAGCAUCUCAAGGGUGUUUUCGAUGUUCACGUGGACAUUUUCAAACGCUACCUCAUGACAGAAUAAUUCAGGUAGUUGGCAGUUUUAAGCUGAACUGAAAGGGUAAUAAUCUGAACAAAUGCCCUAUCUAGAAAAUGUACGAGAUUCUUAUCUGAAAAGCAUGGAAACCUUAAAUAUAUAUUGGCCCUGAUUUAAUGUUGAUUACAAGCUUCCUAACCUGGUAAAGAACCAGUUCAGUACGAAGAUCACGAUGAAUCUGUGUCUGGAACGGCAGACUGUGGCAACUAGACCAUGCAAGGUUACGAUAUGAGCUUCAGUUAAAGUCUCAAUGUGGAAACCAUUAGUUAAGGAGGACGGGAAAAUGAGGUGUUAUUGCUAUUCAGAGUCAAGUAAUGACGUAGAAGGAAAGAUGGGGAGCGAUUGCUGACGGUUGCAGGGUUUCAUUCUUGACGCCAAGACAAAUCACCGCGUUCGACGAAAGCAACAAUAACAAAAGCGAAGACAGGCUGGAAGUGCAUCAAGUAACUCAUCACAAAUUAUCCAGUUCGCUUACGUUUGUUUUUGACUAGGCGUCUACACAAAGCCUAUUCAUUUUGUCGGAAAUUAGAGGGAGCCGAAUCUCGACGGAAAUAAAACGCCCAAUAGGACUCCUUUGAAAUACGCAUAGGACGCAAAAGGUGUUGAGGUCAUCUACAAAAGUCAGCCUCUAUCGCGCUUCAGCCAGGCGCGUUUAAUGAGCAUUCGAAAAGUCUCCGACUAAAAGUUUCCUUUAAAUAAAGAAACCCUUGGUUUGAAAAUAGGAACAGACGCAUCCAAACUGGUAUUGGGGUAGACCAUCAAGCAGAGUGAUUUAAAGCAGUGUUAAGAGAGAGGGAGAGAGAGAGAGAGAGGCAUACCUGUCCAAGUUCGGCACUUCCCCUAGUACAAGGCGUCCGCUGCGGCCAGAUUUGUAGUAAUCCCAUGCGUGCAUAAAGGCAUGACAAUUAUGGGAGGCUUGAACAUGAAGUGGCAUCAGGAAGGCGUCCUUAGCGCAUUCAAAUCUGCCGCGAAAUGCCGUCCAAAUAAGGCUAAAACGGAACCACAAUGCCUUAGACAAACUUCUCACGCGCUACACAUAAGUGGCAAAAUAUCAGGCGCGUCUUUGUAGUUUGGCAGCAUUCCCACGCUAGCGAUAAUCACCAGCAAACCCAAAUAGGCUGCGAAACUGGAGGUGAAACAGUUGUGAAUACGCUAAUUAAUUAACGUGAUACAGUCCUGAAUUAGGCUUAUUUCCUGCCGUCAGGAAUUUUCGCUUUUAUUGAGUGUUUAUCGGUGCGGACAGACUGAAGAAGGAACCCUCCGGUAUCGAUUUAAUGGCACAAAUCACGUGAGCAUGUGUGAAGGUGGUUAUACAUUGACUAUAAAUACCCGACUUAGAUACUUGCUCAUUGAUUAAUUCUGUAUUUGCCUCUCUUGACAUAGACCAAAGUGAUAGCCACCGGGGGAUGUACAGGAAGCCAGGCCAAUAAGAUCCAAUAAUGUUUUGCUUUUGAUACUAUUGUUUAUCACAAUAACCGGCUGGACCGACGUCAGUGCACACAAUAUUGUAAACAGAUGCAAUUAAGCACUAUGAUCUACGUACGGCCCAUAAUCUAUAUCGGACAUUGGAGACAGGAUCUUGAGUGUUACAAAGGGUUUGGGUGCAGAAUUCAGCAUUUGCUCACUGGACUCCUUAUUGGGUAAGAACUUUUCAGAUUGGUAGAAAAGCCACCCAUGACGGAGCUACAGUAGCAGUGUCAUCUCUUGAAAUGUUCACCUAAAUUCCGAAAUGCGUUUCCAACUCGAAAAGGUCACCUAAGCAGGGUUGUCAUUUUAAUUAUCAUAUUGAAUUAUUUUAAAAUAUUCCAGUCACGUUAGGGUGCCAGCUUUCAUAAACGGUGACUAUUUAAUAAGCAUUAGUUAUUCCCACUGAUUUUUUGUGCCCUUAAAAAUUCAAAUAAAUUGUAUAGAAGACGUUCACAAAAAUUCACUUUCACCCAACUGUGAACAACUAGGUGCCUCGGUGGGAUACGAACCCACGACAGCAAGGACAGGCUUCAGUACAGUCAACGCUCUAACCACUUGAGCUACAAGGCCCCAACGGACGACGCGAGUUUAAUCACAUUUGGGUCGAGUUUACCCGCUCCACCUACUGCAACGACUGGAGUCCACAAAGCUGAUACAGUAAGCUGACUCCCCAAGUAAGAUCUCCUAAGUAAUUUACCUAGAAUUCACCAGAUGACUACUAAGCUGACGUAAUUCAGAGGUGUUUCGACAGAUUUCAAAUAAUUCACUUUGACCCAUUGAGGCGCUGAGUUUUUCACAGUUGGGUCAAAGGGGAUUACUUGAAAUCUGCCAAAACACCUUUGAAAUGCAGUAUUCUUGCUUCAAAGAUUGAUCAGUUGAACUAAACAAGGUUCCCCACCUGAUACAAAUGAUUUAACGUAGAGGGCAUGAGUAUGUAUGAAAGGACUAAUGAUGUUUUGAUGAUGAGGAUGAUGAUGAUGGUGGUGGUGAUGGUGGUGGUGGAGGUGGUGGUGAUGAUGCUGAUGCUGAUGCCGACGCUGAUGCUGAUGCUGAUGAUGCUGAUGCUGAUGAUGCUGAUGCUUAUGAUGAUGACGCUGAUGGUGCUGAUGCUGAUGAUGCUGAUGCUGAUGAUGCUGAUGCUGAUGAUGCUGAUGCUGAUGCUGAUGAUGAUGGUGGUGAUGAUGAUGAUGAUGAUGAUGAUGAUGAUGAUGAUGAUGAUGAUGAUGAUGAUGAUGAUGAUGAUGAUGAUGAUGAUGAUGAUGAUGAUGAUGAUGAUGAUGAUGAUGAUGAUGAUGAUGAUGAUGAUGAUGAUGAUGAUGGCGCUUUGGCACACUGA